This is a messenger RNA of Asparagus officinalis (garden asparagus), 1185 nucleotides long. RefSeq names its product 31 kDa ribonucleoprotein, chloroplastic-like. Bases 46 to 885 code for a protein of 279 amino acids. The transcript has 4 exons. Gene Ontology annotation, cellular component: cytosol. The record is from RefSeq and is a predicted model, not a curated record. Gene Ontology annotation, molecular function: mRNA binding. NCBI's taxonomy places the organism in Eukaryota, Viridiplantae, Streptophyta, Magnoliopsida, Asparagales, Asparagaceae.
CUCUCCCUUCGCUCCCUCAUCCUGCAGAAAAUACCCGUUAUCCAAAUGGCGGCAGCGGCGUCGACGACGGCAGCGUCGUUUUUCUCCAUCGCCGUCGCAAAACCUCGCAUUUCCAAUUCUGCCCCUAUCAUUUUCUCGAAUCCCCAGCCCUGUCCCUCUCAGUUCCCAUCUCUGCGAUCGACACGGGGAAGGAGCUGCUAUCCUCCCCUCCCGUGCUCCGCGGUGCAAGAUAUCGCCGCGGAAAACGAAACCCUAGAGAAGGAAGAGGACGGGGGUGACGAAGAGAAGAGGAGGAAGCUGUUUGUGGUGAACUUACCGUGGAGCUUCUCGGCUCCGGAGGUUGAGAAGCUCUUUGGAGAGUGCGGAACUGUGAAAGAUGUGGAGAUAAUUAAGCGGGAGAACGGGCAGAAUAGAGGGUUUGCGUUCGUUACUAUGGCUUCGGGUGAUGAGGCGCGGGCUGUUGUUGAAAAAUUCGAUUCUUUUGAAAUUUCUGAAAGGAUCAUCAGGGUCGAAUUUGCAAAGAGCUUCAAGAAACCCUCUCCUCCUUCGCCACCAGGUGCCCCUAAAUCAGAAGGACGAUACAAGAUAUAUGCAUCAAAUCUUGCUUGGAAAGUGAGAGCAACAAACCUCAGAGAUUUCUUCUCUGAAAAGUUUAAGCCGGUAUCUGCUAGGGUAGUUUUUGACAGCCCAACCGGGAGAUCUUCUGGAUAUGGAUUUGUUGGCUUUGCCACAAUGGAUGAAGCUGAGGCUGCUGUUUCUGAAUUGGAUGGAAAGGAAUUGAUGGGCAGGCCUCUUCGUUUGAAAAUAAGCCAAAGGACGAGUGAUGAAUCUGGUGAAGAAACAGAAGAAGCAACUGAUACUGAACAACAAUCUCAAGAGUCUUGAAAAGGUUCCCCCUUCACAUAUGCAUGUUUCUUAACCGAAGAGGAGAGCAAUAUGUGCCGAUGUAUAAUGUAUAGCUUUCAUGAUCUACACAAGUAGAGGAGAUGUAAGAGAGAUCGGUUCAUUCGAGAUAUAGCAUUGUAUAUGUCGAAAUCUGUUUGUACUGACUCGAUAUUUUUGUUACACUAAAGUUUUCAUUGUUUACACUUAAAAACUUUUAGUAUUUGUAUUGAUUCCGUGUGAGGUCUGUUGGCCCUUUUUCCCCUUUCAUUUUGAGUAUAAUAUAAUGUGUAUUGUACCGAC